CCUAAAUUGCAUAGUUCAUUCUAAGAAAUCAAGAUUUUAAGGAAAAAAUUGCUCUGUAUUUAUUCAGCAAUGGCUGGUUGGAUCGGAUGGUCCUGUUUCCUGGCGAUUUUGUUUUUGGCCUCAUCGACGAUUGCCAGCUCAGAAGGCCCAUUCAUAGUUGCACAUAAGAAAGUCAAGCUCACAAGGCUCAAAUCUGGCUCCGAACGUGUCUCUGUUUCCGUUGAUAUCUACAAUCAAGGAUACGCGACUGCAUAUGAUGUAACCCUUAAUGAUGGUGGUUGGACCCUAGACAUAUUUGAUAUUGUCUCUGGUAACACUUCAACGUCAUGGGAAAGGCUUGAGUCGGGGACUCUUCUGUCACAUUCGUUUGAGUUGGAAGCCAAAACCAAAACUAUGUUUUAUGGAGCACCAGCAGUUAUCACAUUCCGUGUCCCCACAAAGGCUGCUUUACAGGAAGCAUACUCAACUCCGAUCCUGCCCCUUGAUAUUCUAUCAGAUAGGCCUCCUGAGAAGAAGUUUGAGUGGGCUAAGAAGCUGUUGGUGAAAUACGGGCCCCUUAUCUCUGUGGUUUCUACGGUGGUUUUGUUUGUGUACCUGGUUGCAACUCCAUCAAAAUCCAGUGGUGCAAAGGGAAGCAAGAAGAAACGCUAAUGAGUAAAUUCAACUACUGUGCAACUGUCUUUCUUUGUCCAUGCGUGCGUUACAAGCAACACUGUUACAUCUUAACCCUUCUCUGUAGUGACCUGCUAAAUAUUUCUUUUACGUUUGUUUGUACAAUUCUGGACUAAUAGUUUAAGAAAGUUCUAAAUGUUAAGUUAUAUUAGACAUGAGAUGAACUGACUUCAUAGUCCGGCCUCCUUUUAAGCUAGGAUUUUACUUUUAGGAUCACCAACUUAGGUUGCUGCCUGGAAUCUGCAGAGUUUUCUUGUGUUUAAUUGUACUUUUCUUGAGCACUGCAAUUUAUAAAUUUUGAACUCCUUUCAUUCCAUCA
Olea europaea var. sylvestris is the source of this 991-nucleotide messenger RNA. RefSeq names its product translocon-associated protein subunit beta-like. The transcript is spliced from 6 exons. The coding region runs from base 70 to 651 and encodes 193 amino acids. Lineage: Eukaryota; Viridiplantae; Streptophyta; Magnoliopsida; Lamiales; Oleaceae. Gene Ontology annotation, cellular component: endoplasmic reticulum. The record is from RefSeq and is a predicted model, not a curated record.